Cyclocybe aegerita is the source of this 1704-nucleotide messenger RNA. NCBI's taxonomy places the organism in Eukaryota, Fungi, Basidiomycota, Agaricomycetes, Agaricales, Hemipholiotaceae. The record is from the annotation of a GenBank genome assembly.
AUGGUUGCACCGCUGUAUACAACCGCGUCGGGACUCCUAUUCCAUGCCGGCAAGAUCCUAGUUAUCACGAUCGGCCUUCCAGCUCGUGGAAAGACCCACAUCUCGCGCGCACUUGAACGAUACCUACGAUGGAUGGGUGUCAAGACGCAGGUCGUGUCUCUCGGAGACUACAGGCGGAAGCAGCUCGGUGGCGCCCAGAAGCUGCCUUCGGACUACUUCACACUCGGCGAGAAGACCGCUGAAACGAUUGCAUUGAGGGCCAAGAUCUCAGAGGGAUGUGAAAAGUUGAUUUGGGAUUUCUUCGAGGGCGGUGGGCAAGUGGUCAUCUAUGACGCCAACAACGGGACGAAAGCUGCGCGUCAGGCGGUAGCCGAGAGGUUCGACAAGCAGGGCAUACACGUAGUAAUGCUAGAAUCCUUGUGUGACAACAAGGAAAUUAUCGAAAGAAAUAUCCGAAGCGUCAAGAUCUCCUCUCCUGAUUAUAAGAACUGGGAUCCGGAUAAAGCCGUUGAAGAUUACUAUAUGCGCAUCCGAGACCAUGAAAAGUAUUACGAAACUCUAGAGGACACUACUUGGCCAUUCAUUAAGAUCAUAAACGUUGGAGAGAAGAUCAUGCUGAAUAAAAUUCAAGGAUAUCUCCAAUCCCGCAUUGUGUACUUCCUCAUGAAUAUUCACAAUAAAUUCAGGAUGAUCUACUUCGCCCGCUCAGGACAAUCUCUGAUUGAGCAUUCGUACAAAGCCGACUCGGAUCUCUCGCCGGCUGGUUGGGAGUAUGCCGAGCGCCUGAAAGAUUUCGUUCUUGAGAAGCGAGCUCAGAGUCUAGAGCAACGAGGGUUCAAUCCCAAGGAGCGAAAGCUGGUCAUCUGGACAUCAACGCGCCGGCGUGCACACCACACGGCAUGGCCAUUUGUCGCCGGCCAGGGAUCUCAAAGCACUUUAUUAUCACAAGUGCCGUCAGCCCCUUCAGAAUCAGUCGAGCACUCAACUACAUCUGAAUUCCUUACCACCUCUCCGAUUUCUCUCCUGCCGCCCGAGUCGCUAGCUGGACCGUCCUCUUCCGCUGAUGCCCUACCGCCAGUGAAAUCCCCGCCACCGAUGCCCGCCCACAUCAAGGUCGUGGAGAAACCACAGAUGCUGGAAAUCAACCCUGGUAUCUGGGAUGGGCUAAGCCCCGAACAGGCGAAGAAGUAUUACCCGGAAGACUGGGCGCGCUUCACGAAAGACCCGUAUGCAUACCGUGCUCCAAGAGCAGAGAGCUACCACGAUCUAAGUGUGCGCAUAGAGCCCAUCUUGGUUGAGCUGGAACGCGAACAAGAGGAUCUACUCAUCAUCGGCCACGCGUCUGUUAUCCGCUGCCUCCUCGCCUACCUUAUCGGCCUUCCAGCGUCCGAAAUUCCGGCCAUCGAGAUCGCGCGUGGGGACUUGCUUGAGGUCGUGCCAGCAUCGUACGGCGUUCAUAGUCAUGCUUUCCACUUCUGGGACGGCCCUGGUCGACGAGGAGACGGCGAUAUGACGGACGUGAAGGAUGUGAACAAUUUCUACGAGAACUACGCGGAGAGCACGAAGGGAAAGAGGAAGAUUGCUGUAGAGGAGAGCGCUGCUGCCUCGAGGGCCGAGAGCCCUGCACCACUCGCGGAAGAUGAGGACAACUUGAAGACGCCGAUGCCUCCGCCCCCCACCAUCAGUAUAGAAACGCAGCUAUGA